AUGUCUGAUGCGUUUGAAGAAAUUCAGGCGAUAAAAAUAAAAAGAAAUAGUUUAAGGGAAAAAUUGCAGAAAAGAAAACGAGAAAGACAUGAAUUGUUUACUCUUACUUUGCCAACGACGAUCAGUAUUGUUGCAGAUUCUGUCAAUUCUGGAGGAGAUUCCAAUGCAUUGACAGACCGGCAUGAUGAGUUAGAACGUGAAAUUUUGUGUAUCCUGAGACAAAGUCUUCCUACAACUUCAGCGGAACUCAGUGUUCAGCUGAGAAAAAAUCUCAGUGCUGAUGUUUCUCAUGUUGAUGUUAAAAAAAUACUGGAGAAAUUGGCCGCGCAAGAUGUCUUAAAAAUGAGAGAAGUAACAGAGGACGGAGUGUUGGGUUACACAGUACUUUCAAUAGUAGAAAAUGUAUCAAGCCAAAAAACUGAAGACUUGGUGGCCCACGAGAGCACUGACACUACUUCGCAGGAAAAGACUGACGAUGACGAGCCGGAGGAGGAUGACGACGAGGUUAGUCCGGAGAAGCAGCCUCGACUUGACAUUAAAAACGCAGAAGAUAUCAUGUCCUUGAUAUCAAUGCCGACGAUCCGAGAGAAGGAGAGUAAAAAAGUUGGAGAGCAAAUUUUGGAUUUAUUAUCCAAGCAAACUUCAAAGGAAAAAUCUCUGGCUGAGCGAUUUCGCUCUCAAGGAGGUGCUCAGGUGAUGGAAUUCUGUCCCCAUGGUACUAGAUUUGAGUGCGAUAAAAUAAACGCCAGCGGAGCUGCUAAGUGUAAAAAAUUGCAUUUUAAAAAGAUCAUUCAGAGUCAUACUGAUGAGUCAUACGUCCACUACGAAGUCGACAACUCAACAUCUUUAUCCAAAGAAAAUAUCAACGAAUCAGAAAUCCAACCUGUAAAUAAUUCAACAAAAUCAUCAGUAGAAACCCCUGGACAAGUAACAGGACCAGGUUCAGGCACAGAAUUGACGCUCUAUCCUCCCCAAUGGAUCCAGUGCGACUUGCGUUACCUGGACAUGACAGUCCUUGGUAAAUUCGCGGUAAUAAUGGCAGACCCACCGUGGGACAUUCACAUGGAACUGCCUUACGGAACGAUGUCUGACGACGAGAUGCGUCAGCUGGGAAUCCCCGCCCUCCAGGACGAGGGUCUGCUGUUCUUAUGGGUAACUGGCCGAGCCAUGGAGCUUGGAAGAGAGUGCUUGCAGCUGUGGGGCUACGAGCGAGUCGACGAGAUCAUCUGGGUCAAGACUAACCAGCUGCAGAGGAUCAUCAGGACCGGUCGAACCGGCCAUUGGCUGAACCACGGCAAGGAGCACUGUCUGGUAGGCAUGAAAGGCAACCCUCGCAUCAAUCGCGGGCUCGAUAGCGACGUGAUCGUUGCUGAAGUUCGUGCUACCAGUCACAAGCCGGAUGAAAUUUACGGGAUCAUUGAACGGAUGAGUCCCAGCACCAGGAAGAUAGAACUCUUUGGUCGGCCGCAUAAUGUUCAGCCGAACUGGAUUACUUUGGGUAACCAGGUCGAUGGUGUUCAUCUAAUUGAUCCUCAGCUUAUCAAAGCCUUCCGCAAGCGAUAUCCCGACGGGAAUUCCAUGAAACCUAACAAGACUUAA
Messenger RNA from Cotesia congregata, 1599 nucleotides. The record is from the annotation of a GenBank genome assembly. Lineage: Eukaryota; Metazoa; Arthropoda; Insecta; Hymenoptera; Braconidae.